Messenger RNA from Cylindrotheca closterium, 417 nucleotides. NCBI's taxonomy places the organism in Eukaryota, Bacillariophyta, Bacillariophyceae, Bacillariales, Bacillariaceae. The record is from the annotation of a GenBank genome assembly.
AUGGCCAAACCGUUAUAUAGCAAAUUUACCGGUGACAACGUUGAAAUAAAUUCUCUGGCAUUGUUGGAAGGUCGUUACACGUUACCUGAUCUGUUGGAUCCAGCUACAGCUUCUUUCUUAUCUCACUGCCAGUUCCACAAAGGGCACUCUCCAGUCCACUUGCAAGUCUCCAAGGACGAUCAUGUGUACUGUUGGUCGCGGAACCCCAAGAAUAAAGGAUCCAAACCUCAUGGACUUCAUAAUGGACACUUCAAGGCGGCUAUCCAGUCUUCAUCCAUAGCGUACUGUGACGCCCUCUUCCGGAACAUUCCUCUCACCACAGGCUUUGUUCCUCUUCAAUGGCAAAACCUGAUAAACUUUGCCAUUGAAAAGAAGCCUGGAGACUUCUGCCUGUCACAAUGUUGCGGUUUGGCUUGA